This is a messenger RNA of Hevea brasiliensis (rubber tree), 1378 nucleotides long. RefSeq lists its product as uncharacterized. The coding region runs from base 443 to 1144 and encodes 233 amino acids. The record is from RefSeq and is a predicted model, not a curated record. The transcript has a single exon. NCBI's taxonomy places the organism in Eukaryota, Viridiplantae, Streptophyta, Magnoliopsida, Malpighiales, Euphorbiaceae.
UUGGCGUGUACGAGCUAAAUUGCCAUUUGCACAAUCUAAAGCUUUUCAACAGAUUGUGAAUUCUGAUAAAUAAAUAACACCACCAGUUAAAUGACUCUUCCUUGUCCUCUCUGGGUUGGUUCCUUCUCAGCCGGCGUUUAACCCAACUCACUGAGCAAGGAUCUCUCCAUUCUUUGCUCUUUUAUUUGUGGAUUCAGUUCAAUUCUUAUUGAAUUGUAUGGUGUUUGUUGAUUUGCUGCACAUCUGGGCACCGACAAAUAUUUCCAUUCAUCUUGAAGAGUUCGUGAAUUCUUGCUUUUUCCUUUUUUUGACGAGGUGGGUCAAUCUGAUUUUGGCUCUAGAUUGGUGGGUCUGAUUUUUUUUUUCUGAUUUGGAUUGAUUAAGAUCGGUGGAUUUGUCUUGAAGAUUGAGUUUGAUUCAAAUUUUCUGGGUUUGAUUUGAAAUGGUCUAUUUCCAUAGCUCAAUCUCGGUCUGCAACUCCGUCGACCAAUCAACAGCAGUCAUGGCAAAUUCUGUGAAUUCCAAUGAGUUGCAUCCAAAAUCAAGACACAAUAAUCUUGUGCACAAGAAUAGAAAGACAAAUAAUCAUUCAAAUUGUGCUAGUAUACCUGUCUGUGAUCGAUCUCGAUCAGCUGUUAUUGAUGUUGUGAUCUUGAUUGCUGUUAUUGGUGCUUGUGGGUUCUUGUUAUUUCCUUAUGUCAAGUUUGUAACCCUUUAUUCGAUUGAAUUUGUUGGUACCGUUCAUUAUGUGGUCAAAGAUGAGGUUACGAGAAAUCCAAUGAUAUAUGCUUCUAUAGGGUUUAGUACUUUUUGUGCUGCAAUAGCUGCUUGGAUAAUACUUAUAUGCACAACUAGGAAAUGUGGGAAUCCAAAUUGUAAGGGCCUAAGGAAGGCAGCUGAAUUUGAUAUUCAGCUGGAGACAGAGGAGUGUGUGAAGAACUCAAAUGGUACUUUGGUGAAAGAUGGGGUGAAAAGGGGUCUAUUUGAAUUGCCUCGCGAUCACCACCGUGAAUUGGAGGCUGAACUGAAGAAGAUGGCACCACCAAAUGGAAGAGCCGUUCUGGUGUUUCGAUCAAGGUGUGGAUGUUCUGUUGGAAGAUUGGAAGUACCGGGACCAAAGAAGCAAAAGAAGAUCAAGAAGUAGGACUAUUAUAUUUCUUAAUUUUAGAGGAGGGAACUAAUAUAGUAGUAGAGUCAUGAGGGAGAAAGGAGUGUCUUCUCUGAUAGAUCUUCUCAGGAGCUACCUUGUCCUUAAAUAAGCCAUGGCAAUAAGUUGUAAGGGAUUUUAUAUACAUUUGGUUAUAGUGGAGAAUAUGAGAAUCCUUUAUUUCAUCAACUUUAUUUGCUAUUAUAUAAUAAUUGUUUCUGUUGUUUCCAA